Messenger RNA from Nicotiana tabacum (common tobacco), 990 nucleotides. The record is from RefSeq and is a predicted model, not a curated record. NCBI's taxonomy places the organism in Eukaryota, Viridiplantae, Streptophyta, Magnoliopsida, Solanales, Solanaceae.
GUGGGGUGACAAAAGUAGGGCAUAGGACCAAUGGAAGGAAGAACAAAAGAGACUCAAUGCCUUUAUACAAGACUAAUCCCUAAUCAAAAACCUAUUUAGUUCCUUUGUUCCCACACACUCCAUGUGCCUUUGUAUUUCCAUCUCUCCCCAUAAAUACUCUCCUUUCUUCCUAUUCUUCCCCACACAACUCAAAGAAACAAUACUUUAAGCCACCCCAAUUGAACCUUUUCCCCCUUAAUUCUUCUCAUAUCAAGAACCAAAAUGGCUCUAAAGAAAUCAAGCAGACACUUUACUCAAACAGCAGCCUUCAAACAAAUUAUGAAAGGCUGUUCAAGCUUUGGAAAGAAUGAGAAUGGAUACCCUCAAGAUGUACCAAAAGGCCACUUUGUUGUAUAUGUGGGUGAAAAUAGGAGCAGAUACAUAAUUCCUAUUUCUUGGUUGACACAUCCUGAAUUUCAAAGUUUGCUUCAAAGGGCUGAAGAAGAAUUUGGAUUCAACCAUGAUAUGGGACUUACUAUCCCUUGUGAUGAAGAGGAUUUUUGCUCUCUAAUAUCAAUGUUCAGAUUAAAAACAUUGAGGGACUUGAGUUGAUAAUCUUUACUUAUACAGAGUAUAUUUUUUUACUUGGAAAUUAUCAGUGAGCUGCCGCUGAAGAGAUGAAAAGUAAGACUGCGUACAAACGACCUAACGUUGUCCAAUCUUUCUCUGGAGCCUAGAUCACGUGCACAACAUGAACUUAGUGCGCAGACAUAAUGGCAUCAAGUGAAUAGUUAAGUUCAACUAAGAAAGAAACCCCAUCUAACUCUUUAGGGGGUGAGUUUGUACAAUCACAUGUACUUAAUAUUUUGAUCAGCGGUUUUUAAAAAUUGUUGGUAUUGCUGUUCAUGAGAAAAAAGAGAUAUUAUAUUUCACCAAUAUUUUCUAUGCAACGUAACUGCCCGUUUUGUGUAAGAAUUUACACCUGAUAAAUUUCUAUGUGACGUUUAUGAA